AGAUUUACACAGGGAUACAGCCAUGACCAGAAACAGUGAAAGAAUCAUUGAAAUAGUGGACAAAUGUUUUUCAGAGGGUGACAAGAUGGCCCCAGAAGACAUGCUGUUUUCCUACAGAGGUAUUUUGUACCCACUUACAAUUAGCAGCCCAGAGACUUUGGAAGCUUUGCAAUCCUUUGAAGCCAGGAGUGAUGACGUGGUUCUAGUAGGUUAUCCUAAAUCAGGAACCAAUUGGCUUGAACACAUGGUGAAGGAGUUGGCAGAUGCCAAAUAUACAGAGGAGGAAAUGAAAGAGAGAAUAAAUGCUGAAAAGAAGCUAGAGACAUUUCAGCGUCUAGAAUUUGGGGAUCCCGGGAUAUAUGAGAGGAUGAAGCAGCUUCCUUCCAGAAGAAUUAUAGUAACCCAUCUGAGACCUGAUCUUCUUCCUCCGUCCAUUUUCCAAAGCAAGGCUAAGAUCCUUGUGCUUGUUCAGAACCCCAAGGACACGGCUGUCUCCUAUUACCACUUCUACAAUAACCUACCCCUGCUGCCAUCUUUCGCCUCCUGGGAUGAGUACUUUGCAGACUUCAUGAAUGGAAAAUUGGCCUGGGGAUCCUACUUUGACCACCUAUUGGAAUGGAACAAAUACAUUGACAAUGAGAGGAUCAUGGCAAUAAGCUACGAGGAACUCAAAGAGGACCCAAUACUGGGGAUGAAAAAGAUUGCCUCUUUCUUUGGAUUUUCCCUGUGCGAGGAAGAUUUUUCCAGAAUCGCCAAAAAGACCAGUUUCAAAGCUAUGAAAGAGAAAUCCAAUGAAACCCAUGGAAAGUUUGGGGACGUCCUCUUCCGGAAAGGGGUUGUUGGAAACUGGAGAGACGUCUUCUCUAACGCUCAGAAUGAAGAAAUGUACCGGAAAUUUCAAGAUUCCCUAGGAGGAACAAAGAUGGCAGCAAAGAUAAAAUAUGAUGUCUACUGCAAAGCCUAAAAAUAAGCAGAUGAAUAGCCUGACAGCAAAUCAUGUUCCAAAGGUGAUUCUCCAAAGGUGGAUAGUCCCCAUUUUUCCUUCCCAUGAGAGAAGAGAGAAACCUCUCUGAGAACUACCUGGA
This is a messenger RNA of Hirundo rustica (Barn swallow), 1085 nucleotides long. Its product is annotated as sulfotransferase 6B1-like. Gene Ontology annotation, cellular component: cytoplasm. The transcript is spliced from 7 exons. Gene Ontology annotation, biological process: sulfation. Gene Ontology annotation, molecular function: sulfotransferase activity. NCBI's taxonomy places the organism in Eukaryota, Metazoa, Chordata, Aves, Passeriformes, Hirundinidae. The record is from RefSeq and is a predicted model, not a curated record. Bases 23 to 964 code for a protein of 313 amino acids.